Sporothrix schenckii 1099-18 is the source of this 330-nucleotide messenger RNA. RefSeq lists its product as uncharacterized. Bases 1 to 330 code for a protein of 109 amino acids. The transcript has a single exon. NCBI's taxonomy places the organism in Eukaryota, Fungi, Ascomycota, Sordariomycetes, Ophiostomatales, Ophiostomataceae. The record is from RefSeq and is a predicted model, not a curated record.
AUGCAGCGACGCGUCUGCCCCGGCGAUGGCGCGUCGGUAGCAGCGGUGUCAACUCUGUCAGGGGCUGCAAAGGGCGGCAACUGGGACGCGAACACCAGCGACAGGCACGGCAAUAAACGUCCUGACAAUCCGCUGCCGUCACUGUGGCGUGUCCCGAGGGCCCUGAGCGUCGCGUCGUCGUGGUGGCGUCCAGGCCAGGGCGAUGGAGGACACCUUCAACUUGUCCAGUGUUGGAGUUGGAGGCUUGUCAGACAGUGCUUGAUUCCAAAGCGCCCCCACCAAGCGCCGCCGCCUACCCGCCCAAUCGUCAGCGCCUCUGCAUUGGCGUAG